Ctenopharyngodon idella (grass carp) is the source of this 1600-nucleotide messenger RNA. It is a transcript of the gene gja1a, whose product is annotated as gap junction protein alpha 1a. The transcript is spliced from 2 exons. Gene Ontology annotation, cellular component: connexin complex. Bases 268 to 1338 code for a protein of 356 amino acids. The record is from RefSeq and is a predicted model, not a curated record. Lineage: Eukaryota; Metazoa; Chordata; Actinopteri; Cypriniformes; Xenocyprididae. Gene Ontology annotation, biological process: cell communication.
UGGAGAAGUUCUGGAAGUCCAGAAGCUUGAGUCAGCUGACAUUUAACUUUUCCCCUUUCUAACUCAGUCCCUCCGACGCAUGGGAUGAGGGAACAUUCGCCGUCGAGAACUUAAAUUUCAUAUCGAAACUGCUUAUUAAUAGUUGGGGAUUUUAUAAUUGAAAUGUGUUACAGAUAGUCAUCGUAAACUGUCAAGAAGUUUAGGGUUUUAACGACUUUCAAGCUUGAAGGUUGGUCAUCUGCUGCUUAAUCCAGAACAUCUUUCAUCAUGGGUGACUGGAGUGCACUAGGGAAACUUCUUGACAAGGUCCAGGCGUACUCCACGGCAGGAGGCAAAGUCUGGCUCUCCGUCCUCUUCAUCUUCCGCAUCCUGGUGUUAGGGACAGCGGUGGAGUCCGCCUGGGGAGACGAGCAGUCGGCGUUCAAGUGCAACACGCUGCAGCCCGGUUGCGAGAACGUGUGCUACGACAAGUCGUUCCCCAUCUCCCACGUGCGCUUCUGGGUGCUGCAGAUUAUAUUCGUGUCCAUGCCGACUCUCCUGUACCUCAGCCACAUCGUGUUCCUCAUGCACAAGGAGGAGAAAUUGAAUAAAAAGGAGGAGAAACUAAGAGACAUCCAGAGCAAAGGUGAAGACGUGGAUGUGCUCCUGCGGAAAAUCGAAAUAAAGAAGUUCAAGUACGGCCUGGAAGAUCGCGGGAAGAUCAAAAUGAGAGGAGGGAUAUUUUACACGUACAUAAUGAGCAUCGUGUUAAAGUCCAUAUUUGAAGUUGUUUUCCUGCUGAUACAGUGGCACCUUUACGGAUUCACGCUGUCAGCCGUUUAUACGUGUCAAAAGUUUCCUUGUCCGCAUAAAGUGGACUGCUUUCUCUCCCGCCCCACUGAGAAGACGGUUUUUAUCAUCUUCAUGCUGGUCGUGUCGCUGGUUUCUCUGGCCCUCAACGUCUUUGAAUUUUUUUACGUGAUUCUCAAGAGGAUGAAGGACCAAAUCAGAGAGUCUGCGAAAAACUUUGAAAGCGCCUGUAAUAUCAAGCCCUGCCCAAGGAACCUGUCCAGUUACGGCUAUUACAACGACUGCUCGGCCCCCGCCCCUGUCCCUAAUCUGGGCUACAACCUAGAUACAGGUGACAAGUCCAACUCCUCUGACAAUUAUGACAAGCAGGCUAAUGAGCAGAACUGGACUAAUUACAGUACAGAACAGAACCAGCUGGGUCAGACCCAGCGCUUCCCAUAUCCCGAGAAAGUAACUCUGGGAAAGGAUCUUCUGCUGCUCAAAGAGCUUGAACCUCGACCCAGUAGUCGAGCGAGCAGUCGGGCCAGGCCGGAUGAUCUUGACAUCUAGCAGAAGCCUUAAACACAGGACAAUUUCUACCUUUGACAAAUGGUGAACAUUUAAAUAAACUGUGAAAAGGACAGUCACUGACAUCCAAAGAAUGACGUUUCAUUCAGUGUUUCAGCAUAUAUUUAUUGCGUUCAAUUUUGCUAUUGUAACUCAUGCCAAACAGUUGUUGUUGUUGUUGUUUUUUAAGUGAACUGUAUUUAUGAGCAAUGAUUGUAAAAAAUAAUUUCACAGGUUACUUUGAAAUAAACAUUUAAUACAGUAA